GAGUCCGAUGCAGCACUGACGUCCUACCGCGCGCACCAGCGUGGAUGCAAAACAAUUUGGGACGAGCGGCCGAUUGUCUCCUUCGAUGGCUGAGGAUUCAUCGAGAGGACAGACAAGCCGAAACUCCAACCUGAAGCACUUCCUGAUUUUAUUCGAGGACGUCGGGAACACAUCAAGCUGAACUAAACCUCGUCUUCCUCCUACUCUUCCUCGUGGCAGCCUGGAUAAAGAGCCUGGCGCUCCCCAUUUGUCCCGACUUAAACCUUGUGAAGUUGGACUGACCACAUUAAAGGAGGAGUUCAGGCUGGCAGCAAAGCCAGCGUACUGUAAAUCAACACGGCGGCUCUUUGAUUUCUUCAUCAUGACGCAGUGCAGUGGUUGACGCUGCUUGCCGGCGGGCUGGCUGACCUGCCGACGCGCACCGGAGGAUUCUAUUUCUGGAGCCUCAUUGCUUUUUCAGAUUAACUGGCAUCCAAUAUGGCCCCAAUCUGCCCAUGGUGCCACUAGUUUGACUGAUAUUUGGGCAUAAUCAACACGCACCCAUUAUCAGUGCAGCCAUCUGAAAAACACACCAUCAAUCCACCCAUUUUCUUCUGAUCAUUCUGUUCAGGGUCACAAGAAAGCAGGAGUCUCUCCCAGCUGACUUUGGGCAUAAGGCAGAUGACAACGAACCAAGAAUACCAUCAUUCCUCUUAUUUCCAAACAGAACCUUUCUUCCAAUUAUUGACAAGAAGGUUUGAUGUGAUGUUUCUACACCCUGGAUUGGUCACUGCUCAAUAACAGGUUUCAUAGAGAUAGAGACACAAAAAACCUGAGCAUUUCAAUCAAGACUGCUACUUAGUGCUAUCCAUUCGUUGACAGUCAUUCCUCAACCGUCAUUUACACCCAGAUCCUUUUUUAUGAUCCUUGACGGGAAUGAUUGAUGUGAAAUUCCUAAAUGCUGCAUUGGUUGCCAGUCAGUCGCAGAACAGAUAGAGACAGACAACAAACCCGGAUCUUGAAAUCAUGAACGCUUAUCUGUCACUUUAGUCUUCAGCUCUCAUUACCAUCCAGAACUCUUUUUCUAACACUGGACUGGAAGGAUUGGUACUUUACGAUCAUGGAAGUUUUACGAUCAUUCCACAACUGUCACUUCCAUCUUUAACUUUUUUCCUAAUCUUUGACAGGAUGAUUGAUGAGAUAAUCACACAUCCUGUAUGGGUUACCAGUCACCACCCAGACACCUCAAACAACAACAGCUUCUGAGUCUUUUACAUUAGUUUCUGGUCAUUGCACAACUGUUUCCACACCAGAACCUUUUUUAGAAUCCCUGAUGGGAAGCAUACAUGUAUAAAUCCUACACCCUGGACUGGUCACCAGUCAAUUGCAGGGCACAAAGAGACAGACAAACAAAUCUGAGCAUCGAAAUCAAGUCAGCUCUUAUCUGUUAGUUUCUGAUUCCCAAAGUCUAAUUUACACCCAAAACUGUUAAUUCCACCCAGAACUUUUUUCUAAUCCUUGACGGGAAGAAUUAAUGAUAUAAUCCUACACCCCAGACUGGUCGCCAGGCAGCGUCUGAUGACAAAGCUCUACUUUUGAAAUCACUACAGCUUUCUUCAACUGCCAUUUCCACCAAGAACUUUUCUAACCCCCUGCAAUAGCAGGCCACAUGUGAAGUGAUAGAAAGACAGCCAUCCACAGCAACUGAGUGGGAAGCAAUCCCACACGGACUAGACUACCAGUGACCUGGGAACCAUUAUCAAAUUUUUGCUCCGUUAGGAUUGGAUUGUUCCGGGAGUUCCUGAAAGGGCUUUUCAUUGGUUAUCCAUUAACAGAAAGGAGAGGUAAACUAGAAAAGCAAACACUUGAAGAUCAGAGGCUUUGGGAUUCUUGAGCCAUAACCUGCAGGGGACGAGGGAUGUAACGUGUGUCAUUGUCUUCGGCAGCUGAGCUUUUACCAAGAGAGAAAUCAUAGAAUUGGAUUAAAGAUGGAUUAUCGCUGAAACACUAGCAGCCGGCAAAGCAUUUAAUCCCAUUGUGCACUCCUCGGGGAAGCCAUUACAAUUUUGUAGAUUACAUUUUGUGUGUGGAUGCCAGACAAAGCCAGUGAUGGAGAACCGCGAUGAGCUGGAGCACCCUCUACUGGGGCGAAGCCCGGAGCCGCCAUCAGGACCGACUCCUGGGGGAGUCUUCAAAGGAAUGCUGGUCAAGUGUGAGGAGGACAUGGCCUACCCUCCCCUGGCGUGGAGGGGCUACUGCGGACACCCUCCGGAUGUUCAGCAGCCACAUCAGCUUCUGGAUCCGUGUUCCUUGCCUCGCACCUUUGAGUCCUUCUACCCAGCUGCGCCCAUCUGGAGCCACGGCGAAUCGCUGCUCGGCAAGGACUACCUGGAGACCACCUUUGUAGACAUCGGCCCCGGAUCCACGCUGGAGCGUAAACUUCUAUCUGAGGCGCACGGUGACUUUUACAGCGCCUCCUACAGCAUGGACGACGAAGACGACCUGCUCCCUGACUCGGACGAUUCAUCCAUGGAAGACUUCAGUGAUACCGACAGCGAGAGCAACUUCCCCCUGAUGAUCCCUCAGGACUACCUGGGCCUCGCCUUCUUCUCCAUGCUCUGCUGCUUCUGGCCCCUGGGCAUUGCCGCCUUCUACCUCUCGCAGAAGACCAACAAAGCUUCGGCUGAGGGCGACCUCCAGGGGGCCAAUGCGGCGUCCCGCCAGGCCCUGUGGCUCUCUGUGCUCUCCAUCAUGUUCGGGAUCGUCACCUACAUAUGCGCCAUUGCCGCUCUCAUUUCCUACCUGUCUGCCAAGCCGCCAUAAACAUUUUUUUUUUUUUUUUUUUUUAAAGGCGUGAACACUCUCAUGGAGCAAAACCAAAAAUUUGAUCUUGUGCACACGCCACCAACGGGUACUUGUAAAAUAAUCACAUUUUAGCGCAUUGGCUCUUCUCACUUCAACCAUAGGCAAUUGACCUUUAGUUAAGACACACCCCCUUAAUUACUGGUGUCACAACAAAUCCAGACAGAAUGCCAAAUUCAAGCAGCAAGAUGGAGGACAACAAUAUUAAACAGCGACACUGUUCCUGUAAAGCUGAAUUGCCCUACUAUAGCCAUUCAAAAGCAAAAAGAAAUAGAGCUUAUAGAAGCUUGUUAGCUUUGCCGGCUAGCCUCGACUUGAGAACCCCAUGGAAUUUUGGUCCAUGCAAGUUUAUUGGGGCGGCACGGUGGACGACUGGUUAGUACAUCUGCCUCACAGUUCUGAGGGCGGGGAUUCAAAUCCUGGCCUCUCCUUUGUGGAGUUUGCAUGUUCUCCGCGUGGCUGCGUGGGUUUUCUACUCUGGGUUACUCUGGUUUCCUCCCACAUCCCAACAGAUCCCAUCAUCCGAUUUUCAAAAAUGCUGGUGCGUUGCAGUUAAAGUUAAAGUGGCCAUUCCAAUCAGACUUUGCAUUUUGACAGACUUGUCUGUCAUCUUUGGUAAAUCUUGUGAUCCUGCUACAUUGAAAAAGCAAAAAGCAACAGGCCCACACAAACGUUGCAACCAGGAACACAUGAAGUAGCUAGCCUCUUUAUCUUAGCCGGUUAGCUCUCUAUUUACUAUUAGAAUCAUUCAAAAAGCAUAAAGGGAUAGGCCUUAUACAAACAUUGUAACCAAGAGCGCAUAACGUACCUAGCCUUGUUACCUUAUCAAUAAACGAAAUAUAGGCUUUAUACAAUGCCACCUGAAGCAUGUAAAUAGCCUCGUAAACGUUGCCAGCUAGCUCUCUAUUCAAUGUUACAAUCUUUCAAAGAGAAAUAGGACUAUAAAAAUGUUGCAACCACGAACACAAACAGUAGCUAUCCUUGUUAGUUUAGCUGGCUAGCUCUCCGUUUACUACUGUAUCACAAAAAGCAAUCGGCCACCACAAACUCUGAAACCUGGAGAACAUGUAGUAGCUGGCCUCGUUACUUUAGCCGGCUACUUUUACAAUGAUUCAUAAAGCAAAUCUGUUCUGUGCUGAUUAUCCAGCCCGUGUUAGGGGGUGUGUGGCUUAGCGAAAGUUCAAUUCUAAGCUAUUCUUUUAUGUAUUCUUAAUGGAAAUGCGCUUGAUUUAUCCCCCUGCAGCUCCCCGCCGCCCUUUGGAUUCUCGUUAGCUGUACCAAAGUUAGAAGAGAAACACACUGUAGAUACUGUAUCAUGCUCUCUGUUACGAACAAGAGCAUGUAAGCGAACUUAAAAGACACGUGUGCGGAGAAGUGGAUCCUGGUGGACCUCGCCAUAGGCUGGUGAAGUUCUGAAACCACACCACAACUUGAUUUCUUUUUAAAAAAAUAAUUAAAAGAAAACAUGAGGGAUGUUGGAAUACAGCGACCUGACAUAGGGCGUUGGGGGGAAAUUAAAUGUGACCACAAUAUAGAUAACAUGCACAAAAUGCUCAUUUGUGGAUGCGAAAUAAGUAUAAUGUGAAUUUCAAACACUAAUUUAUGGGUUCAAAGCUCAGUCCGGUAUAUGCGCACAUGACUUGGACUCGAGUCUUGAAUUUGAUGACUUUGGACACGACUAGACAAUAUGUUAAAAGGCUUGCAACUCGACUUGGACUUGAACAGCCAUGACUCGUGACUUAACUUAAACUUGAACCCACUAACUUGAAAAGACUUGCUACUUUGACCAAAGCACUGAGAAACUAAGACUUUGUAGCCUUCUCUUUCUAUAGCUACAUGUGCAACUGCAGUUUUACUACAGGAAAAUAUGAUAAGCAACAACUUAACGUCUUCAUUAUUAUUUGUUAGGUCGAAGCAUUCCACACCCUAAUUGCUAAUGUGUAGUUACUUUAACAGUUAACACCCCGUUGGGCACGGUUGGGGAGAGGGAUGGACCAUGUGGUCAUUCCUUCACACACUACCGAAUGGUUUCAUUAUUAAAAAACAAAAAACAAGACAGUGCAACAAUAAAUGUGACAGUAAAAUAAGGUAUACAUUCCAAGAACCACUGUUAACAUACACAGAAACGACGACAUUUAACGUAACAAUAAAGACGUCAAUGAUUGCAAAAAAUAAAAUAAAAAUCCAGAUUGCAUUGUGGGAAUCGCGUGGCUUGACGUCACAUAUGCUUAUUUUCAUUAGCAUUAGCAGCUAGCUUUGUGAGCGAUCACACAGAUAGUUACAUAGAAGGCCUGCCGUGUGCUGUCUGGGAUUCCUGUACCUUACAGUCUAGUCAGUGUGGUGUUCUCAAGAAUCAGUCUUGUACUGUAUUUCUUUUUUAUUAACUUUAUUUAUCAAUCGAUCAGCACACAGCGAGCAUCUAUUCGACAUGAAACUACAUUCUCUGUGUCCUUUUCUUCGUCUCUUUUUGACGUAAUAUUUUUACAUAGUGCCCCCGAGUGUUCCGACUGAGAUACCACAGUUGGAUAAAAUUACACCUUUACAAGAUGAAAAACUUGUGCUCCUCUUUUUUUUUGAAAUUAAUGCCUUAUGUUUUUGAUACAAUAAAUGCCAAGUUUAAACUGAAAUCUAUUUAAAAUUGUGUUUGAAAUUGCCUCACUAAAAAUGUGCGUAGACAAGAAAAUACAGUUGUCAGCGAUAUGCACAAUGUGAAUUUAAAAAAAACUUGAUAAUCUCAAAGACGAAACCAAUUGGUCAUUCAUUAUUUAGUGAAAUGUCUCAUUUUCUCUGGUGUAUUCAUAAUUGCUCUUUAACCAAGCAAAAAUAUAUAUUUAUCCUUAAACUUGAUUAUUCCGAUAGAAUUGUCAGUAGAAUACUCGAUUACUACAGUAGUGCUGCAAAUUCGUAUUUGUGACAGGUCUGUUGAAUGUCACUUCAGAAAUAAAGUGAGAAAAAGUGAGUCACAGCAUAGUAUUUUCAUAGAAUAACUGAAAACCUACUGUCAAUCGGUUUUGAAGGGGCAAUAAACUAAGCCCCCCCUUGACAAUUGGCUUUGAAGGUGCAAAAAUUCGAUCAGCCCCUUAGUUUUCUUAUAAAGGUUCAAUGCACUUGUUUAUCAAAUUUGUUUUGAUAAAUAUGAUUUUUAAAAUAUAUUAAAUAUAUAAAUGCAGUAUAUCAUAUAUACAUAUUAAUUAAAUAUAUAUUAAAAUAUAUUUUAUUUCAGAAUCAGAAUCCUCUAUUUGCCAAGUAUGUCAAAAACACAAGGAAUUUGUCUCUGGUUCUUGGAGCCGCUCUAGUGCGACAAUAGACAGACAUUUUGACAAGAAAUACUUUUGAGACAUAAAAAACAUAAAAGCACACUACGGCGAGUCACUUAGCGUCUAGCAAUUUAAUGGCAAGAGGGAAGAAGCUGUUGGAAUGUCUGCUGCUUUUAGUUUGCAUUGAUCGGUAGCGCCUACCUAAGCGAAGGAGCUGGAAGAGGUGGUGACCAGGAUGUGGAGGGUCCAAGAGGAUUUUGCAUGCUCUUGUCUUAGUUCUGGCAGGGUGCAAGUCCUCAAGGAUAGGUAGGGGGUAUCGACGAUUUUUCCGGCAGUCCUGAUUGUCCAUUGCAGUCGGAUUUUAUCUUUUUUUGUGGCAGCAACAAACCAGACUGUGAUGGAUGAACACAGGACUGAUUCGAUGACUACUGUGUAUAACUGCUUCAACAGCUCCUGUGGAAUUCCUUGCUUCCUCAGAAGCCGCAGGAAGUACAUUCUCUGCUGGGCCUUUUAAAGGCUGGAGUUGAUGUUGGUCUCUCACUUCAGGUCCUGAGAGACUGUAAUUCCCAGGAACUUGAAGGUUUCGACGGUUGACACAGUGCAGUUGGACAGCGUGAGGGGCAGCUGUGGCGAAGGAUGCCUCCUGAACUCCACGAUCAUCUCUCCCGUCUUGAGCGUGUUCAGCUCCGGGUUGUGUCGGCUGCACCAAAACUCCAGCUGCUCCACUUCCUGUCGAUACGCAGACUUGUCACUGUCUUUGAUGAGGCCGAUGAUUGUGGUUGAGGUGCAGUCUGUGUAGAGAGAGAAGAGCAGUGGAGAGAGGAUACAUCCUUGGGGGGCCACGGUGCUGAUGGUGCGUGUGGAUGAGGUGGGGUCCCCCAGCCUCCCCUGCCCGUCAGGAAGCUGUAAAUCCAUUGGCAGAUCUCAGGUGAGACGCUGAGCUGGAGAAGCAUGGAGGAGAAGAGUUCGGGGAACGCAGAGCUGAAGUCCACGAACAGGAUCCUCAUGUAAGUCCCCGUGCCGUCGAGGUGUUCUAGGAUGAAGUGCAGUCCCAUGUUUACUGCGUCAUUUACAGACCUGUUAGCUCGGUAGGCAAACUGCAGGGGGUCCAGCAGGGCACCUGUGACGAUCUUGAGAUGGUACAGCACGAGGACUUCAAAGGACUUCAUGACCACAGAUGUCAGGGCGACAGGCCUGUCGUCAUUCAGACCCGAGAUUGUAGGUUUCUUGGGGACUGGGAUGAUGGAGGAGUGUUUCAAAGAGGAUGGUACCACGCACAUUUCCAGAGAUCUAUUGAAGAUCUGUGUGAAUACUGGAGCAAGCUGGUCCGCGCAGACUUUGAGGCAGGAUGGUGACACAAGGUCUGGGCCUGCCGCUUUGUUAAACUUUUGUUGUUUAAAGAUACGUCUCACAUCCUGUUCGUGGAUGUUCAACGCAGGAGGGGGAGUCAGAGAUGUGAUGGUGGUCGGUGGUGCAGCUGGGUGAAUGUGGGGUGUGAAAGUGUCCUUUUCAAGUCUGCAGCAGCAAAGCAAAAGCAAAGCAAAUGUAUUUAUGUAGUGCAUUUCAUACACAAGGUAACUCAAUGUGCUUUACAUGAUUAAAAGCAUUUAUAAACAAAGAAAAAAACCAGCUUAUAAACAUUUAAAACAGACAGAAAAAAAUGAAAGUACUUGUACAAUUAAAACAACAUACAGUGCAAGAAAUAUCAUUUAAUAGUGGAAAUGCUCUAAAAAGCAUGAGAAAAAAGAAGAGUUUUUAACCUGGACUUAAAAAGAUUCACACUUGGGGCUGAUGUUACUUCUGUUGGCAACUUAUUCCAUUUGUGUGCAGCAUAAUACCUAUUUGCUGCUGCACCAUGUUUGCUUUCGACUCUGUGCUCCACUAUUUGACCUGAGUCUGUCGAUCUCAGAGCCCUACUGGGUUUAUAUUCCAUGAGCAUUUAUUUCAUGUAUUCAGGACCUAAAGCAUUUAGUGAUUUAUGGACCAGUAGCAGAACUUUAAAAUCUAUUCUAAAGCUGACUGGAAGCCAGUGUAAAGACUUUAGAAUUGGAGUAAUAUACUCUGACCUCUUUGUUCUGGUCAGAACCUGAGCUGUAGCAUUCUGAAUGAGCUGCAGCUGUUUCAUGAUCUUUUUGGGGAGUCCAGUCAGAAGACCAUUACAAUAGUCAAGUCUACUUGAGAUAAAAGCAUGGAUGAGCUGCUCCUGGUCUGUUUUGACACAUGCAAGCCUUCACUCUGGAUAUGUUAGCGUAGUGUAUCAGUGGUCUAGAAUGUUAUUUUCCCUGGUAGGACAGUCAAUGUGCUGCUUGUAUUGAGGGAGUUUGUGGUUGAGUUCAGCUUUGUUAAAGUCCCCAAGAAUUAUGAGGGGUGAAUCUGGGUGUUUUUUUCAAUUUUGUUAACUUGUUCAGCGAGCGUUAGCAGUGCGGAAUUCAUGUUAGGGGGAAUGUAGACACCCGCGACUAUGCAAGAAGUGAACUCACACGGCGAGUAGAAUGACUUACAGUUCAAAAACAGCGACUUCAAUGCGGCUGCAGUGUGUGCUGAGCUCCUUAACGUUGGUACACUAUUUUUCGUUGAUAUAGGAGCAUAUCCCGACGCUUUUUGUUUUCCCCGAUCACUCUGUGACGUGGUAUGCCUGGUGUGCGCCAUCGGGGACGCGUUCAAAAAGCCAUCUGUCCGUGAAGCACAUGGCGUCAGACCGUCGAAAGUCUUUACUGGUCUUUGUGAGAAGAUGAAGCUCAUCCAUUUUGUUGGAUAGGGAGCGUAGAUUCACAAGGAAAAUCGACGGGAGCGGCAUUCGGAAUCCUUUCUUACGGCGCUUGACCUGGAUUCCGGCUCGUUUUCCCCGUACACCGCGGCUGCCGCUCCGAUAUGUAACUCAGAGAAAAAACUGAGCUGAUUUGUGAUAGUUGGUGAAAGAAAGUCCGGGGUAGACUCCCUAAUGUUUAGCAAGUCUUCCCUUGUGUAAGUGAGUCGCAUAAGGUCUCCAAAGACGAACAAAAAAUACAAAAACAUAGACAAUAUUAGAGAGCACGUAACCGAAACUUCACAGAAACUGAUUUUGGAUGUGACACUGUCCAUAUAGUCAUUCAGGCUGUCAGUUAAAGUUUUAAAGACACUCUAGUCUGUGCAGUCUAAACACGGUAUAUGUCAUUUAGUGUGGUGUAGCAGUGGCCUAUAAUGUUUUUUUCCCUGGUAGCACAGUCAAUGUGCUGCUUGUAUUUAGGGAGUUUGAGUUUAGCUUUGUUAAAGUCCCCAAGAAUUAUGAGGGGUGAAUCUGGGUGCUUUUUUUCCAAGGCCUCGAAACUCAAAAGUGUAGGACUUCGGACUUGACUCGGGACUUGAGGGCAAAGACUUAAGACUUACUUUGCGACUUACGAAGCAAUGACUUGGUCUCACCUCUGCCACACAGCCACCAAAGAUGACAAUGGACGGUGUUCGUACUUCGAUCAUGUUUACAAGUAUGAUAUCAUAUUUGUAUAAAUAAAUGAUAGACAUGCAAUUAACUUUGUCCGAAGACACCAGCCAUAACAAAAACCAAAAUUUCAGCAAGUUCGGCUUCACCUAAUCACCUAAUCAAACCUAGUUAUGAUCGUUAGCGAGGCAUACACAGGAAGUCAGUUACUUCGUGUUCUGCGUUGGUCACGUGAUGUUCUGCAUAUUGUGAAUUGAUCAUCUGGGUAAGCAAAUCGAGAGCACCUUUGCUAGAAACUACAAUAGGCCUACGCAAUGUCUAUCCAGUAAUGUCAUUAUUUACAUUAUUUAUUUGUAUUUUGUUCAUACAACACCUAUUUCGUGGCCACAAAUUAGCACGUUUUACCUAUAUUGUGGCCACAAUAAAAAAAAAAAAAUUAAAAAAACAUUUCCAUGUCAUGUCUGGUACAAGAACACUGUUGGCUGGAAGGAGAAGCACACAGCACCCUUCUAAAAGAAUAAUGGUGUCAUUCAGAAAUAAACAUUACAAUUACGUUGACAUGUUAGCUAAGUAGUCUUCUUCUGUUAGCUUGUGUAUCACACAUACAAGCUAGUAUCUUCUGCGCUUGAGUAAGCAUUUCAUGUACAGUGAAUCCUGCUGUUCAAAAAUUCAUCCAUUCGCUUUUUUUAUGGAAUCUCACUGAAAAACUCACCUAAUCACAGUCAUCGGUGUAUUUUUUGUUUUGUUUUUUGGGGGGCUUUUCUGUAACGCCCUAAGAUGCCACAAGAGGCCACCAAAGUGCUGGCUAAUAGGAACGUAGUGGUUCAAAAUUCAUGAUUCUACCUAUUUGUGUUUUUUUUUUUU
This is a messenger RNA of Phyllopteryx taeniolatus (common seadragon), 10377 nucleotides long. It is a transcript of the gene tmem91, whose product is annotated as transmembrane protein 91. The record is from RefSeq and is a predicted model, not a curated record. Lineage: Eukaryota; Metazoa; Chordata; Actinopteri; Syngnathiformes; Syngnathidae. Gene Ontology annotation, cellular component: intracellular membrane-bounded organelle; membrane. The coding region runs from base 2089 to 2802 and encodes 237 amino acids. The transcript has 5 exons.